AUGUUAAUAGAUAUCUACAAUGAUCCUUACAAUUUUAUCUUCUUAGUUAAAUACAACAGAACAAAAAAAGGACUUGUAAAUGUGAACAAGUCAACUCUGUCUUAUUUAUUAGCUCGUCAGUUGCAUGUAAACUCAGAUGAUUAUCCCCUAGUUGAUGAUGAAAUGGACGAGACGCAAUUUUUAAAAGGGGGUAGUAAGAAAACACAGGAGGAGGGGGUACUAGGCGCCCACCAUGAUAGGGAAGAGGAUUCUUUUGGAGAACAUUUGGCUGAUUUGAAAAGGGUGAAAGGGAUGGAUGCUGAUAGAGCGGUGGAUGCUGGUAGAGCGGUGGAUGCUGGUAGAGCGGUGGAUGCUGGUAGAGCGGUGGAUGCUGAUAGAGCGGUGGAUGCUGGUAGAACGGUGGAUGCUGAUGAUAUGUUUGGAGAGCACCAUUACAAUGAUGGAGAGGAAUUGCACCUAACUGAAGAGGAGGAAAGCUUAACAAGAGGAAAUAAAAAAAAAGAAAAAAAAAAAAAAAUCUCCCUAGGGCAUAUUGACAAGACGGGAAGAGAGGGGUUAUAUAGUGAAGAAGGUGAUAUAGUGAAUAAUCAUGUAGGAGGGGAAGAUGGCAGUAUAGAUGGUAAUAGACGUGAUGAUACUCAAGGUAGUACCCACGAUAGUAGCCAUAACGUGGACAGAGAAACAACUCCAACUCCACUUAACAAUUCCUCGCAGAUUAUUGGAAAUUCUCCAUCUAUAUCUAAAAAAGCAGAAAUAAAUUUUAGAAAAUACUCAAAUUUUCCCUUUCAGUCAUCAUUAUUACCUGAUGAGGAGCAUCCAAAGGGAGGUGUUCACUUGAAAGAUGACGUGUUUACCUUUAACAAGAAGUUUAAAAAAUACGCAACUUUCCACGUGCCAGUGAAUAGGAGAGAACAUAUAAGAAGAAAAGAAAAAGAAGGUUAUUUCAAAGGAUAUAAAAGGAAAAGAGGUAAUCAUAGAGAACAGGUUAAUCUGAAUAAUGAAGAACAGGAUAAGGAAAAGAUUAACAAUGAACAUACUUUUGUAGCAAAUAAAAAAAGGAGGUAUCAAGAAAAUAACAAUAAAGGAUAUAAAAAUUAUACACCAAUGCAUCAAGGUGUGCUUGAUAGCUCAUAUAUUAGAGACAAGCACCCAUUUAAUAAUAUACUCGAUUUCCAUGUAGAUGAGUUGACAAGAAGUACAAACAAAAAGAAUAAAGAAAAGUUAGGGAAACUUAAGUUGACUAUUCAUCGUAACGAUAAAAAAGAAUUGAAAAAAGUGCUUACACCUACUAUGACAAGGCAUAUCAAAAGGUAUCUUCUUAAUAAGAAAAAGAUGAUAAAUACAAGAAAGGAGGAGGGAAAACAACAAUCAAAAACUUUUAAGGUGAGUCCAAAUGGACAUAGCGAUAAUAAGGGGAUAUGGAUGCACCCGACUGGAAGCGCCGAAUUUUCCCAAAACUUGAUGCCUCAUUCUUCACGUAACAAAGGAAAAGAAACAAGUAGGGAUAGUAGCACUACUAUAACGAAACCAAGAGUAAGCACCUUAAUCAGUGAAGAUAUAUUACAAAAUUUGAAAAAUAUAUCUGUUACUAGUGAAGGAGAUGCCGAGAAUGAAGUGAGUGGACAAAAUAAAGCAAAUUAUAAUGAGGAAAAAGACAAAGUUGAAUCGUUAAAAAAUAUUUACAAAGGAGUAAUUAAAGUGUAUGCAGAUAUUACAGAACCAAACCUCGAGAUGAUAUGGCAGAACAAUCUGCCAAGGCAGAUAACCGGGUCAGCGUUUGUCAUUGAGGGGAAUCUAAUUCUAACAAAUGCGCACAAUAUCGCGUACAGCACCCGUAUAUUAGUGAGAAAACACGGUCACUCUAAAAAGUAUGAGUCGAAAGUGCUACACGUAACACACGAAGCGGAUAUAGCUAUUUUAACAGUUGAAGAUCCAACAUUUUAUGACGAUAUCAGUGCAUUAAAACUUGGUUCUUUACCAUCCUUGAGAGAUGAUGUAAUAACAGUAGGAUACCCAUCGGGAGGGGAUAAGCUUAGCUUAACAAAGGGUAUUGUUAGCAGAAUAGAAGUGCAGUACUACAAGCAUUCGAAUUACAAGCUCCUGCUAACCCAAAUAGAUGCGCCAAUGAAUCCAGGGAACAGCGGGGGCCCCGCCCUAGUUAAGGGAAAAGUAGCUGGUAUAUGCUUCCAGUCCUUCACUAUGGCUAACAACACAUCAUACAUAAUCCCCUCAACUAUAAUUAAACACUUCCUUAUGGAUUUAUACAAAUUUAAUCAGUACAAGGGAUAUGCAUUUUUAGGCAUAAAGUAUAUACCUUUAGAAAACAUGCACAUGCGUAAUAUACUAGGUUUAUCAUAUUUAGAAAAGAAAAAGCUAAUAAAGGAGAACAGCGGAAUACUGGUUACAGAUAUAGAUGAAAAGCAGAUGAGUAGUAAAGGAUAUCAUAUGGAUUAUUGCAAAUAUAUUAGAAACAAGUUAAAGGAGAACGGAACAUAUAUCAUGCGGGAAAGAACAGAAGAUGAAAAUAAUUUCAUAUCGCAUAGUUUUUUAGAAAAUUCUACAGAAAAGGACAAGGAUGAACAGUGCUACGGGGUCAAGGUAAAUGAUGUAAUCAUAAGUGUAGAUAACAAAUAUAUAAACAGCGAUGGAACAACGAAACUACGUGAUGAUGAAUCGGUUGAGUUUCAAUAUGUAUUCAAUGAAAAAUUUAUAGAUGAUUUAUGUAUAGUUAAACUUGUAAGGAAUAAAAAGAUAAAGACAGUUAUUGUUCGAUUGUCAAGUAUUAAUUAUUUAAUACCACUACAUAAUUGGAAUAAAAGAAAUAAAUUUUUUAUCUAUGGUGGAUUAGUUUUUACUACAUUAACUAGAAGUCUGUUUGCAGAUGCAGAUAAUGAGAACCCAGAAAUUAACAGACUACUACAAUAUAAUUUUUUUAAAAAAAAAGAUGAUGAUGAAAUCGUUGUUUUAAAAAAUAUACUACCAUCUAGGUUAACGAUUGGAUACAACUACUCCAAUUGCAUCGUUUUAGCAGUAAAUAAUGUUACUAUACAAAAUUUAAGACAUAUGGUUGAACUGUUGACCAUGAAUAACACGCACCAGUAUUCCAACAUCUCAAGUGUGAAGCAUACAAGUAAUCCGUAUGUUAACUAUUCAAAUAGAGCGGCGUAUUGCCCCGAUAGGGAUAUAGUUAAUUUCACCAUCUUAACGGCACGUGGGCAGCAAAUACCUCUUGUUUUAAAUAAACGGGAUAUUAAUAAAUAUAAGGACGAAAUUACCCGUAUGUACGGGAUAACGAAUGACGCGUAUUUGUACUGA
This is a messenger RNA of Plasmodium malariae, 3315 nucleotides long. RefSeq names its product serine protease DegP, putative (gene DegP). Gene Ontology annotation, molecular function: serine-type endopeptidase activity. Gene Ontology annotation, biological process: proteolysis. The transcript is spliced from 5 exons. Bases 1 to 3315 code for a protein of 1104 amino acids. Lineage: Eukaryota; Apicomplexa; Aconoidasida; Haemosporida; Plasmodiidae. The record is from RefSeq and is a predicted model, not a curated record.